AUGUCAUCUGCGACGCCUGAAGUGCAACGAGAUGAACUUGAUGCAUUAACGAGUAUUCUUGAUGAAACAGCAUUUGAAAUAGAACAACAAACUGAAACAACACAUGGUACUCUUGUCAUUGAAGUAUCAUUACCAGAUGAAUUUUAUAUCGAAUAUCAUACAAAUCAACGUCGUCGUGUAGAAUAUUUACCACCAAUCUAUCUUCGUUUUACUUUACCAAAUGAUUAUCCAUCUGUAUCAUCACCAUCUUUCGAAUUGGAAUGUAUAUGGAUGAGUAGCGAACAGUUACAAAUCUUGUCAGAAAAUCUAAAGAAUAUGUGGUUGGAUAAUAGUAACGAACCAAUUUUAUUUCUUUGGUAUACAUCAUUGAAUACACAAGCACUUGAAUGGCUUAAUAUAACGACAAAACUUGAUUUAACAUUAUCAUUUUCUUCGACAGUAUCUAAGUCAAUAAAACCACAAUUAACUUCAACGCAAGUUGCAGCAGUCAUUCAUGAUUAUGAACGUGAGAGAAAAACAAUUCUUCUUUCACGUUCUGUAAUAACAUGUCCUAUAUGUGUUAAUGAUGUUUAUGGUCAUGAUUGUUUUCUCUGUUAUGUAUGUUCAGGUACAGCAUGUAAAUCAUGUAUUAAAUCAUAUCUUGAAACAAUAAUUACUGAUGGACAAGUUAAAUCUAUAACAUGUCCAGUAAAUCCAACAUGUAAUAUUGAAUUAACACCAACUCAAAUAGCAUCAGUUGUUGAUAAACAAACAUUUCAUCGUUAUGAUCGUCUUUUAUUUCAAUUAUCAAUUGAUGCUAUGGAUGAUAUUAUUUAUUGUCCACGUUGUCAAAAACCUGUUAUUAUAACUAACAACACUGAUAAUCAUUUAGAUAAUACAUUAGGUGAAUGUGCAACAUGUUCAUUUGUAUUUUGUACUUUGUGUGGAAGAACUUAUCAUGGAGUUAAUCCAUGUCAAUAUUCAGCACAUCAAUUACAAGAUAUUUACAAAGAUUAUCAAAAUGCAAGUGCAGAAGAACGAUUAGCACUUGAACAAAAAUAUGGUAAAUUUUUUAAUCGUUUUAUGGAUGAUAUGGCUUCUGUGGAAGCAAUUCGAGCUACUGCUCGACAAUGUCCUCAAUGUUCUAUUUUUGUUGAUAAAUUGGACGGUUGUAAUAAAAUGACAUGUAGUAAAUGUCAUUCAUAUUUUUGUUGGAUAUGUUUACGAUCAUUAUCCAAAACGAAUCCAUAUGGUCAUUUUAAUGAACCACAAAGUAAAUGUUUUAAUAAAUUAUUCGAAGGUGUAACAGGAAUGGACUGA
Molecule: messenger RNA, 1299 nt
Organism: Adineta steineri
Lineage: Eukaryota; Metazoa; Rotifera; Eurotatoria; Adinetida; Adinetidae
Source: the annotation of a GenBank genome assembly